This is a messenger RNA of Spea bombifrons (plains spadefoot toad), 1795 nucleotides long. RefSeq names its product GH3 domain containing (gene GHDC). The record is from RefSeq and is a predicted model, not a curated record. NCBI's taxonomy places the organism in Eukaryota, Metazoa, Chordata, Amphibia, Anura, Pelobatidae. Gene Ontology annotation, molecular function: acid-amino acid ligase activity. The transcript is spliced from 8 exons. Gene Ontology annotation, cellular component: cytoplasm. The coding region runs from base 1 to 1779 and encodes 592 amino acids.
AUGCUUCUUCUCCUAAUUCUCACCCUGUUUCUGGGGACAAGUGGAACUAUUGUCCUUCUUUUCAUCUGGAGAGGCUGGACUGUGGAAAGACUGACAGCCAGGUGUUGGCGUUGGUGGUUCCUCCAUGUCUUGUCCAAACAGAACCAGCUCAGGAUCCUGGACUGUGACGCAAGCAACGCACACGGCGUCCAGGAGAAGUUAUUACUGAAAGCGCUGCGGGGGCUGCAGGACACGGAGUAUGGCAAGAAGCACCACUUUAAAGAUGUGGCAGACAUUUCCUCCUUCAAGAGACUUCACCCACUGACUCAUUACAGUCACUACAAAGAUUAUAUACAGCAAAUGGCUCAGGGGGAACAGAACAUUUUGGUAACAGGAGGACCCCUUGCACUUGUAGCUACAACUGGGACGUCUGGAUUAUCCUCUCUGGUGCCCGUUAAAGCCAGCAGUGCCACUGAGCGCUUCAUACAGGGGACAUCUGUAUGCUUACAAGUAAUUCAAAAGAGCUUUCCUGGAGCUUUAGAAAAAGUAACCAAGUUUACCUUCCCACCAAACCAAAUCAACUCCCAUGCUGGAAUUCCUAUAGGUUCCUACCCAUGUGCCACCUCUGCAAGCUUCCUAGAGUACCUUUAUUCACCCUCUCCCCCACACCAUCCUACCAUGUCCCACCAUGAAGUGUUAUACACACAGAUCCUUUAUGCCCUGAGGGACCGUGGUUUGAUGGUGCUUGAAGCCAACCUUGCAUGGCAUCUCAGAGAAGUGUUCUCAUUCAUGGAAACUUACUGGGGUUCGUUGGUCACAGAUAUUGAGAUGGGAUAUCUGAACCCUGACCUGAAGCUUCCUCAGGACACUAGAAGGGAGAUUGAAGACUAUUUGCUUCCAGAUGUUGGCCGAGCUGCAGAACUCCGUGCCCAGUUUGAAAAGGGCUUUGUCGGGAUUGCUAAGAGGAUCUGGCCACAGUUACAGGUGGUCGUAGCAGUGGGAUCGGGUGCAAAUGAGCUGGACUUACAGAUUUUGAAGGACACUGCAUGUCAAGGAAUCCUAAUUUAUUCUCCAAUGUAUUAUGCAGUAGAAGGACUAAUUGGAGUGAACCUGUGGCCAGAGAAUAUUGACCCACGUUAUGUUAUGUGCCCUCGCUCUGCUUUCUUUGAAUUUAUACCAUUGACCACCGUCAAAGAAGAAGAGCCAGAUACCGUCUGUAUGAAGGAUGUGAUCAUUGGGGAAGCUUAUGAACUCGUUAUCACCAACACAGAUGGACUCUGCAGAUACAGACUUGGAGAUGUGGUUCGUGUUACAGCUUUACACAACCAGAGCCCAGUUCUGGAAUUUCUACACAGGAAGAGUCAGACUUUGAGUGUUCGAGGAGAACGGAUUUCCGAGGAUGAAUUCUAUAGAGCUCUUUUGCACACAGUGAAUAUAUGGCCCGGAGCUACCCUUGUAAACUACUGCUGUAUAGAGAGUGGAAUUCUAGGUCCUUUUUUAGGGGGCUCUGACCCUCACUAUGAGGUGUUCAUAGCACUGAAGGGAGUCAGAGACUUAUCAGAAGAACAAAGAAACAAGUUGGACCAAGCUCUGCAGGACCGUUUCCCCAUCUACAAGUCAUUCCGAUUUAAAGGCAGCAUUGGACCAGUCCGUGUGCACUUGGUGAGCCACCAGUCUUUCUUCAAGCUUCAUGUUUUGGCUUCUUGUAUCUCUGGUGCCCCCCUGGACUGCAUACAGCCGCCUCGGACUUUGAGGCACAGGAGGUUGGCUGAGUGCAUACAGAAACAAGUUGUGUCCUAACAUCCAUUGACCAAAC